Aureobasidium melanogenum CBS 110374 is the source of this 504-nucleotide messenger RNA. RefSeq lists its product as uncharacterized. The coding region runs from base 1 to 504 and encodes 167 amino acids. The transcript has 2 exons. NCBI's taxonomy places the organism in Eukaryota, Fungi, Ascomycota, Dothideomycetes, Dothideales, Saccotheciaceae. The record is from RefSeq and is a predicted model, not a curated record.
AUGCCAAACCCAGCUCUCCAAAAACCACCAACAUUCACGCUUGGGAAAAGCCUCAUCGCACUUGUCAAUCUCGUCACUUUAUUCGGACCUUAUCUAGCAGAUUGGAACAAAACACACAUCUACAACCCCAACUGGCCCCCACACGCCCGCUACCACAAUGGCCAAACCAUGUCACUAGGUCUUUUUGUGGGGGUUAUAACUUUCUACAUCCUCUUCUUCCUUUUACCCUCCUUAGCCUCCUCUGACACCUACCCACCCUCCCGAUCCCCCUCCUCCACCAAACUUCAACAAGUCCACUUGAAUUGGGUCUUGGUAUUGCAGAACUUGAUGUACAUUUCUAGUCUGAGUGGGAUCUUGUAUCCGGGUGCUGGAUGGACGGAUCCAGAGUUUGGCGAUGGGAAACCGCAGGCGUAUGUUUUUCCUUGUUUGGUCGGGGUGCUGUGGGUGGGGUGGUGGGUUGAGAGGAGGAGGAUUGAGAGGGUUGCGCAAGGCAAGAAGGAGUAA